Molecule: messenger RNA, 1598 nt
Organism: Ipomoea triloba (trilobed morning glory)
Lineage: Eukaryota; Viridiplantae; Streptophyta; Magnoliopsida; Solanales; Convolvulaceae
Product: serine/threonine-protein phosphatase PP2A catalytic subunit-like
Exons: 11
Coding region: 198-1145 (315 amino acids)
Biological process (GO): mitotic cell cycle; peptidyl-serine dephosphorylation
Cellular component (GO): cytosol
Molecular function (GO): protein serine/threonine phosphatase activity
Source: RefSeq, a predicted model, not a curated record
AAUCAAAUUUCGCGAGUCCGGGAUGCAAACGACGUCGUAUAUGAAACAGGAGGAAUCAUCAUUCAUCACAUCAAAACCAACGGACUCCCCUAAAAUCUAGGGUUUCUCCUUUCUUCAUCUGAAAUCUCCGUUGUCUGCAUCUCUGAGCCAAACGGAACGCGUCGAUACGACGUCGCCGAUAAGGGCCCGGAAGGAAGAUGAGCAGUACGGUUCCGUUACCGUCGAGCGCUGCUCAUGCAAAUCUCGAUGAGCAGAUCGCUCAGCUCAUGCAGUGCAAGCCCUUGUCUGAACAAGAGGUGAGAGCACUAUGUGAGAAAGCAAAGGAAAUUCUGAUGGAUGAAAGCAAUGUACAGCCUGUGAAAAGCCCUGUGACCAUAUGUGGUGAUAUUCAUGGGCAGUUCCAUGAUCUUGCUGAGCUUUUUCGAAUUGGUGGGAAGUGUCCAGAUACCAAUUAUUUAUUCAUGGGAGAUUAUGUGGACCGUGGAUACUAUUCUGUUGAAACUGUAACGCUUUUGGUGGCCCUCAAAGUGCGCUAUUCUCAAAGAAUUACAAUCUUGAGAGGAAACCAUGAAAGUCGUCAGAUUACUCAAGUUUAUGGAUUUUAUGACGAGUGCUUAAGGAAAUAUGGCAAUGCUAAUGUUUGGAAGACUUUCACAGAUUUAUUCGACUAUUUCCCACUUACAGCUUUGGUUGAGUCAGAAAUAUUUUGUCUCCAUGGUGGUCUGUCUCCAUCUGUUGAAACUCUUGAUAACAUUCGUAAUUUUGACCGUGUUCAAGAAGUUCCACAUGAAGGGGCAAUGUGUGAUCUUUUAUGGUCUGAUCCUGAUGAUCGCUGUGGCUGGGGCAUCUCACCCAGGGGUGCUGGAUAUACAUUUGGUCAAGAUAUAUCGGAGCAAUUUAACCAUACUAACAACUUGAAGCUUAUUGCUCGAGCGCAUCAGUUGGUUAUGGAGGGAUUCAAUUGGGCUCAUGAUCAAAAGGUCGUGACCAUAUUCAGUGCGCCUAAUUAUUGCUAUCGAUGUGGAAAUAUGGCAUCCAUUCUGGAAGUUGAUGAUUGCAAAGGCCAUACGUUCAUUCAGUUUGAACCAGCUCCUAGGAGAGGGGAGCCAGAUGUAACCCGAAGAACACCGGAUUACUUCCUAUAAAAACUGUCCGUUGUGGCCCGAAGAGUGGAAUUUUGUUCUGAAGCCUCCUCCCGUAGUAGUUGCUUUAUGUGUCGGUGACUGCUCUGCUGAAUUAAUAGUUAAAUAAUUUAUUUAAUAUGGUGGAAUGACGAAGCACGCAGAUGAGGCAAGGCAGGUGAGGUUUUCUUUCACUUCAAUCAAGAGUUGGUGAAGCUGGCAAUUAGAUUGCUGCUUGCAAACCAUUCACACAGUUAGUUCUGUUCCUCAUCCCCCUUCCCUUUUUUUUUUUGUUUCUCUUCACUGUCAUUUUCGUAUAUUUUGUCGCGUCUUGUAGGAAACAAACAUUUUUUUCCUUAAUAUUUUGAUCCUCUGUAGGAGGAUGACAUUGGUUGCAUUUUGUAGAGAGAAGAUUGCUCGCUGUUAUUUAUUUCGAUCUUCUUUUUUUUUUUUAAUCAUAUAUGAUCUUGCAUAUUU